This is a messenger RNA of Diaporthe amygdali, 3678 nucleotides long. RefSeq lists its product as uncharacterized. The transcript has 7 exons. Lineage: Eukaryota; Fungi; Ascomycota; Sordariomycetes; Diaporthales; Diaporthaceae. The record is from RefSeq and is a predicted model, not a curated record. Bases 1 to 3678 code for a protein of 1225 amino acids.
AUGACUGAGUCACGUGCGCGCAGACGAGGGAGGAGGCAGGCCCAUCAUGGCCAUCAGAACCAGAGUGGCCAGCUGGGGGACAGCACCACCUACUCUGACCUCCUCCCGACAACGAUAAGCCAGAAUCCUGAAAAGAUUUCUCAGACCCUCGUCUUCUAUUCUUCUACCAGUACUGCAAGCAACGUCGCUCCAAGAGGCACCAGCUCCGACGAGAAGGAGCUCGCGUCCCGACUGAAGGACACUGCACUCUACCACGCAGCUUUGAGACCACACAAGGAUCAGGCAACAUCUACAAACGAGGUGGAAGAGCAGGAUGAAAUGGCUGAGGUCAACAAAAAAGGAAUGCAACAAAGCAACACUGACGGCAAGAUGACUGAUAGCAUUAAAGCUGAGAGCAAGGAAACUGAGAAUCCUAUCGCCUCCGUCGGCACCAAUCGCAAUUGUGCCGUCACGAUCUGGAGCAUCCCCGAUGGUUCCACCGAGUCCAUGAUCCUCGAGGCUAUCGCCGAGCACAAGCCAGGCAAGGUUCUCGCCUGCGACGUCUACGUAAUCCCCGGGCCCAACAACGUCCCUCCCGCCAUGUCCGUUGCCAGCGUCCGGUUCAUGCGCCCCGAGGCUGCCACGCGCCUGGUUCAGAUCGGCAACAAGCCAGACCAGGGUAUCUACGUCAAGGGAAAGAGGGCCAAGAUCACGCUUGCUCACCGACCACAGCCCGCAUACCUGAAAGAGCCGGCGAGUCGCGUUGUCAUCUUCCGCGGCCCCAGGGCCAUCGUCAAUCCCAUCGCCCUACGCAAGUUGUGGGGCUUCAAGGAGCAGACUGAGACCAUCAAUGUGGGAAAGGUCGAAAAGGGCAUGUGUCAGAUCGAGUGGCGCUUCUGCUCCUAUGCUUACAACGCGGAGCCUGCCUUUUGUGUCUUCGAUGACCUGUACGGAAGACAGGCUACGCUUCAAUUCUUGUUUCCUGACCCCGCCUCAGCAGCCUUAUUGUGCCUGAAUUCUGACACCGGCACCACGACCUCAUUAGUGCUUUGGACUUGGCCCAGGAUGAAGAGCUGGCACGAAAGAGACUGCAGACGGCCGGAUGUAGUGCUGAUGGAAAAUAAUCCGACAUGCCUCAGCUGUGGAUCACUCUUCAUUCAUAAUGAAGACGAGGCACAGGGACAGCUGAGCAAGCACACCCCAGCGGUCGAUAAAGCCUCAUCCCGCCUCACUCUCGACUGGCCCUCUUCGAUCACUUUUUCCAGUCCAGACGACGUCACGGACCCAGGAGUCAGGAGAAUUCAUACUAACUUGGAUCAAGAGAUCGUUAAAGGUAGCGGAACUUCCGAAAUGACACCCUCAAAGUACGAGCCCUUCACGGAACACGACUUAACGACAAGGACAGAAGUCGGGUACAGCGUAGGAACAGGACUCCUCACGGAUCAUGCAGUGACUUCAGUUUAUGGAACUCAGAAAUCUACCAAAAAGUUGGAUCCAUACGCAGCUUCAAGAAUUCAAAUGCAAAGCAUGAAUCCAGAUGCUGUGUAUCACUCGUUGAUGGGUACUGAUGAGAUCCGCCUCCUUCAUUUGGACUCUUAUGAUACUGUAGCACAACCUCUUCACGGGUUCCUUAGGCCAACAAAGUUGUCUCACCGACCUGAUUAUAUCGCUUUGUCCUAUACGUGGGCAGAUGCAGAUGGAGACAGAACUUUACGCGAGAGGAUCUUCCUCGGGAGUGCUUGGACCCCGUUCGCAAUCACGAGGAACUGCGCAGCAGCACUCCGUCGGCUACGAUCGAGAGGGGGUACACGCACUGUUUGGAUAGACGCUAUUUGUAUUGAUCAGGCAAAUACUGGAGAGAGAUCUCACCAGGUCUCACUGAUGAGGGAUAUCUAUUCACGGGCCGAAUCCGUGGCUAUUUUCCUGGGCGGAGACACAGGCCAUGACACUAGCAGCCCAUCAGCACAACUAAUGCAAAGGCUGAGUGAUGAUCGCUUUCGCGCCGGGAAAGCAGUAAAAUAUGAUUGGGGCGGCGAGUUCGACUUUCACAGUGUCUUGGAUCUAUUUCGGCGACCGUAUUGGUCGCGCAUCUGGGUGAUACAGGAGGUUCUGCUUGCAAGGAGGGCUGAUCUCAUAUUUGGAAGUGCAAGCAUACCCUUCCAUGAGUUCACCGAAAACUUCAUGAAAAGACUUCCAGAAGCUGCCAAGGACCUGUUGCCUCUAUGGGUGUACUCUCAUGGCACUUCGCCCUUUGGGGAUGUGGCAGCAUUUUCUGACCUUUUAAACAAAACCUCCACAUGCAAAGCAUCUGAUGAAAGAGACAUGGUCUUUGCUUUGUUUGGACUUAUGCAAGGAGCGAGUCUGGAAGGCUUGAUAGCCGAUUAUACGAAGACGUUGUCGGAGAUUUAUAUUGGUCUUGCCGCGUACUUCCUGAUUCGCCACGGACAGUCAGGGCUUCUCAAAGCGGCUGCGUGUGCGGCUUUCAGCACUCAAAUACGAGACCAAGAUGAUAUCCAUGCUCCGGAUCGUCAAUUGCCAUCGUGGAUUCCAUUCGGCAGAGCUUUGUCUCUCCAUGAGACCGAGCUCUUCCAGGACAGGAAGCCUCCCACUCUCAAUCGAUGGCGGGCGAUUCUUGCCGCGUGUGGCAGGAGACCGGGCCGUAUGGAAUACCAUCACCUGACCGUCAUACAUCCGAGAAGCUACGAGCCCUCUCAGGCACCCCUGAAUACUUUCAGAGUAUUUGAUGACAACUGGAUCAUUGAAGUGCCCGGUUGUGACGAAUUGCUACACCUUACGCCCUCCGGCAGAGCACCUGGCACGUAUGAGAUCGCUUCGUUGUCGUCAGUACUCUUGGUCACACGAUCCCGACGACCAGUACAAUCAGACCUGACUGAGCAAAACGGGUCGUUGUCGGAGGAACCCCCGAGCAGGGACUAUAGACUUUGGAUGCCACUAAUGUCCUUUGGCCUGCAGGAAUUACUUUUUCUCUCUACGUGGGACUCCACGACUCAAAUGGACAAAUUGAUAGCUCCACGUGCGCCAGGAGUUGGCGAUUCACUGAUCGACCUAUCACAAACAAUUUUGAUGGAGUACAGUCGGUGGCUGGAAACGAGAUUCACACCUCCCACUGGCGAUGACUGGCUUGGCAAGUUUGACGCUGUGGUGAGAACGGUGUCCAUGUACUUGGAGAGAUGGGAGGACCUCGAUCUUUGGUCUAGAAUGUACCGCCUCGUGGUUGCACUAUCAUGGUCUGAAAAGUUGAAGGAGCUCGCAAGAAUAAAAGCGGACGUCUGGCAUUAUCUGACCCAGAGGGAACGGUGGACUGAUUCUCACGACGAAACGGAGGAUCUCAUGCGUUGGGAACUUAGGCUUUGUCAACUUUUUGAUGACAUAGUGGGACGACUUGUGGACAUUCCUCUGGAAACAAAUGAAGGCGAAAAAUGCCUAGGACACUUUAUGUCGACGAAAACCUGCUCGUUAUUGCGGAACAGUAUCAACAAUAUACCAGACACCUGGAGUGUCGAAGAUAUCCAAGCCAAAGAAGCGACAAUCUUCGAAGACUGGACGGGAGUGGAAUCAUGCUGGGAAUUCAUGGAGCAGUCGACGAUUGUGUGCUAUGAUUUGCGGAUCAAAUUUGUUCAGUUGCGUACCCUGAAGCGGCUUUUUGGGUCGGAGCAUCGCGAUUUCUUGAUAUCCUAG